Molecule: messenger RNA, 1791 nt
Organism: Erigeron canadensis
Lineage: Eukaryota; Viridiplantae; Streptophyta; Magnoliopsida; Asterales; Asteraceae
Product: probable fatty acyl-CoA reductase 4
Exons: 10
Coding region: 1-1485 (494 amino acids)
Biological process (GO): long-chain fatty-acyl-CoA metabolic process; suberin biosynthetic process
Cellular component (GO): intracellular membrane-bounded organelle
Molecular function (GO): alcohol-forming very long-chain fatty acyl-CoA reductase (NADP+) activity
Source: RefSeq, a predicted model, not a curated record
AUGGAAAGCAUUAUUGAGUAUCUUGAAAAUAAAACUAUCUUAGUGACUGGUGUAACUGGAUUUUUGGGCAAAAUUUUUGUAGAAAAGAUACUACGACUACAACCAAAUAUCGGAAAGCUCUUUCUACUACUAAGGGCUUCAGAUCCAAACACGGCCUUGCACCGCUUGCACUCAGAGGUCAUUGAUAAGGACUUAUUUAGAGUCAUAAAAGAGAAACAUGGUACAACAAUGCAUACAUUCAUAUCUGAAAAGGUUAUCCCAGUGGCCGGUGAUAUCAGAUUGGAAAACUUUGGAGUGACAAACAUGGAUUUGUUAAACGAUAUGCGUAGACAAGUCGAUGUUGUUGUUAGCUCUGCUGCCACCACCAAGUUUGAUGAGAGAUACGACAUGGCAUUCGCAACAAACACACUGGCAGUUAGGCACAUUCGCGGCUUUGUCAAUGAAUGCACCAACAUAAAACUACUUCUUCAUGUAUCUACAGCUUAUGUCUCCGCGGGUGAAAGGUCCGGAAUUGUAUUGGAAACGUCAUUAAAAAUGGGUGCGACACUUAAUGGCAAAAAUGAUCUGGACAUUGAAGAGGAGAAGAAGGUGAUACAAGAGAGACAUAGGCAACUCGUCUUCGAGAGAGCCAAUGAGGAAGCCAUUUCAUCUACCAUGAAGGAUUUUGGUAUACAGAGGGCAAAGUUGCAUGGAUGGCCGAAUACGUAUGUCUUCAGCAAAGCGAUGGGGGAGAUGCUAUUACUUGAGGAGGGAUUAAGACCAGAUGUGUCGGUAGUCAUACUACGUCCUACAAUUGUUGGAAGUACCUACAGAGAACCGUUUCCAGGAUGGAUUGAAGGCGUCAAAACCAUUGAUGGCUUCAUUGCUGCAUAUGGUAAAGGCAGGACUACAUGCUUUCUCGCGGAUCCUUUCAUAGUACUUGACAUUGUUCCAGCAGACAUGGUAAUUAAUGCUAUGAUUGUAGCUAUGGUGGCUCAUACAAAUAAGCCUAACUCGAAGACCAUCUACCAUGUGGGAUCGUCCACGUCAAACCCAAUAACAAUUUCUAGUCUCGGGAAUAUCAUCAGUAACUACUUUGCUAAGCAUCCACUAAUAAGUCAACAAGGAAACCCAAUCAUAGUAACAAGCAAAAUUACAUAUUUGACUUCCAUGUCCAGCUUCAAUAGAUAUAUGGUGAUCCGUUAUGUGAUUCCCUUAAAGGGACUGAAAUAUGCAAAUAUGAUAUUUGGCGGAGCUUUUAAUGCAUGGUAUCUUGAUGCUGAUCGAAAGCUGAAUAUCAUACUUAGAUUAGCUGAUCUUUUUAAACCAUAUGUUCUCACCACCAUCAUUUAUGACGAUGCAAAUCUCAACAAGUUGCUUAGUUCAGCUAGAAAGAGUGUCAAAGUAGAGACACAGACGUGCUCCUUUGACGUAAAGUCUGUUAACUGGGAAGACUACUUUAUGAAUAUACAUAUCCCUGGCUUGGUGAAAUAUGCAAUCAAGUAGUAUGAUUUACAUGAGCAACUACAAGCAGAGGAGCAUAAAGAAUGCGCACUUGAAGCAAAAAUGGGACUAAUAAAUAACUACAAACUAUAAAUAAUUUCGUGCAUUAACAUACCAAGGGCCGCCCUAUCUAGGCACAUACCAAGGUUUUUGUGACAAUGGUCGCACCUAAUUAAGAUAUUGUGAUUAUUAUCUGAAAAGUAAUAAUUGCAAAAAGGGUGAAAUUAUACAUCUACCAUGGUUUCUAUAAAUCUAAUGUCUUUGCACCCAUGAAAUUCCAAAAGAAUAAGUAUCGACGACUCUAUAGUG